Molecule: messenger RNA, 3314 nt
Organism: Tarenaya hassleriana
Lineage: Eukaryota; Viridiplantae; Streptophyta; Magnoliopsida; Brassicales; Cleomaceae
Product: putative receptor-like protein kinase At3g47110
Exons: 3
Coding region: 68-3121 (1017 amino acids)
Biological process (GO): protein phosphorylation
Molecular function (GO): ATP binding; protein binding; protein kinase activity
Source: RefSeq, a predicted model, not a curated record
UACAACACACGUAAACAGAAAGGAAGUUUGUAUAGGCAAUUGUUCCUCUUAAUUCUCGUUUGCGAGGAUGAGGAAGUUUCUUUUAAUGGCUUUACACACUCUCUUCAUGUUCAGUGCUCAUACGGCCGAGUCUGAUAAAGAAGCAUUGCUCGAGUUCAAGUCUCAGCUUUCUCGAGGGAGCAGAGCUGCGCUGGCCUCAUGGAAUGGUGGCUCUCUCCAUCUCUGCAACUGGACCGGCGUUACAUGUGGCCGCAAGCACCAAAGAGUGACCCAGUUGAGGCUGAUAUCGAUGAAACUGGCCGGAGUGAUCUCGCCCUCUGUCGGUAACCUCUCAUUUCUCAGGUCACUUGAUCUUGGAGGCAACUCUUUUCACGGAAACAUCCCACAGGAAGUUGGGAAAUUGUCUAGGCUUCGAUACUUGAACAUGAGCAGUAAUCUUCUUGGAGGGGGGAUCCCGGUCGGUUUGUCCAACUGUUCUAGUUUGCUGCGCCUUGAUCUGUCGUUCAACCGUCUUGCAUACAAAGUUCCUUCUGAACUUGGUUUACUAUCUAAGCUUAUCGUUUUAAAUCUUAGUAAGAACCAAUUGAUGGGGAAGCUCCCCCCGGGUUUAGGAAACCUGACAUCGCUCGAGAAGUUGAGCAUUGCAUUUAACCAUAUGGAAGGGGAUGAGAUCCCGGAAAAUAUUGCCAAACUGAACAGAAUGGUGUUUGUCCAAUUAGCAGGCAACAAACUUUCCGGAGCAUUUCCUAAUGCCUUUCGCAAUCUAUCUUCGCUCGAGUUUAUAUCCAUAGCAAGCAACAAUUUCUCGGGUGAUGUUGGGUUAGAUUUUGGAACUCUCUUUCCGGACCUCCAGUUCUUGUCUGUGGGAGGAAAUGAUUUCACGGGAACGCUUCUUGUUCCAUUUUCCAAUAUCUCAACUCUUCGACAGUUGGAGCUUUCUUACAACAACUUCAGAGGAAGUAUUCCCUUGAGUUUGAGCAGAAACCAGAGAUUGGUAUGGCUCGGGCUUUCUCAGAACGGUGUAGGUAACAAUGCUUCCGCUGAUCUUGAUUUUCUUGGGGGUUUGACUAACUGCACGCAGCUGCAAGUCUUGGAUGUUGGCUAUAAUAUACUCGGAGGUGCCUUGCCUGUCUCCAUAGGAAAUCUCUCCAAGCAAAUGGCCUUUUUAUACUUUGGAGGAAAUUAUAUCUCCGGAAGCAUCCCUCUAGGCGUUGGAAACCUCGUAAACCUACAAGGACUUGGUUUCGAGAGAAAUCGUUUGACAGGCAAGCUUCCUACUUCCCUCGGAAAGCUUUCUGGGUUGGUUAAAAUCACAGGACAAUCAAACAGAUUUUCAGGAGAGCUACCCUCUUUCCUUGGAAACAUGACCACAUUAGAAUCCAUCUUUCUGUUUAAAAAUGAAUUUGAGGGGAGAAUCCCUCCAAAUCUCGUCAACUGUAGUUUCCUUCAACAUCUUGGGCUUUAUUCCAACCACCUGACCGGCACUAUACCUCGGGAACUUAUGGACCUUCCAUCUCUUGUGGUUUUAGAUGUCUCGUAUAACUCUCUGGUCGGUCCUCUGCCAGAAAACGUUGGAAAUCUAAAAUAUUUGAUGAUUUUACAAGCUUUUUACAACAGAUUAUCGGGACAAAUACCUCAAACUCUAGGAAACUGUCUCUCCAUGGACGAAAUUAUUCUCCGAGGAAAUUCUUUCAACGGGACAAUCCCAUAUAUUGGAAGGUUAAAGGGCCUCCACUACCUUGAUCUCUCCAACAACAGUCUCUCUGGCAACAUACCUGGAUUUCUUGUGAACCUCCCACUACAGUAUCUAAAUCUAUCCAUGAAUAAUUUUGAAGGGGCGGUGCCGAUGACCGGAGCAUUUCGAAAUGCUAGUGUGAUUUCCGUCUUUCGUAACAAAAAUCUCUGUGGAGGAAUUCCAGAAUUGCAGCUAAAGCCAUGCUCUAUGCAAAUGCCUGCAACGCGAAGAAGGCAAUCCGUAUCCCAUAAGAAAGUUGCAAUCUUUGUUAGCCUGGGUAUAACUUUGCUUUUAUUAUCGUUUCUGACCGUGAUUUCUCUCUCUUGGUUCAAGAAAUGGAGGAAACAAAACAGAGCAAACAAUGGUAACAGUCAGCCUAAUUCUGCCAUGGAUAUUUUUUAUGAAAGGAUAAGUUAUGAAGAGCUUCAAAAUUCAACCGAUGGCUUCUCAUCUACCAAUAUCAUUGGAUCAGGUUACUUCAGUACUGUGUUUAAAGGGUUCCUUGGUCCCGAGAGGAAGGUCGUCGCUGUUAAAGUUUUGAACCUUUGGAAGAGUGGAGCUGUUAAGAGCUUCAUGGCCGAGUGCGAAGCCUUAAAGGGUAUACGACACCGUAACCUUGUGAAACUAUUGACAGUUUGUUCCAGCAUCGAUUUCAACGGAAAUGAAUUCAGAGCUCUGGUUUAUGAGUUCAUGCCAAACGGAAACUUGGAUACGUGGUUGCAUCCACAAGAAGUAGAAGCCGGGACGAGCAAUCCCACGAGAACUCUGAACCUUCUUGAAAGACUUAACAUCACCAUAGAUGUGGCCUCGGUUUUGGUCCAUCUUCAUUGUUAUUGCCACAGCUCCAUUACUCACUGUGAUCUAAAACCGAGCAAUGUUCUUCUGGAUGAUGAUCUCACAGCCCAUGUAAGUGAUUUCGGGUUGGCCCGGCUCCUCGGAAAAUUUGAUCAAGAAGCAUCUCAGAACCAAUUUAGCUCUGCCAACAUAAGAGGAACCAUCGGUUACAUGCCACCAGAGUAUGGGAUGGGAGGUGAACCGUCGGUAAUGGGUGAUGUUUACAGCUUUGGAGUCCUCGUGUUGGAGAUGUUCACAGGGAAAAGACCUACAGAUGAAUUAUUUUCCGAGGAUUUCACUAUCCAUAACCAUACAAGAUCAUCAUUACCAGCACGUGUGACGGAUAUCGUAGAUCCAUCUAUUUUGUACAACGCUGGUGCUCGUAUGGAACGUGCUGCCAUGGCUGAAUGCUUGGGAAUGGUUCUCGACGUGGGAAUCAGGUGUUCAGAAGAAUCUCCGGCCAAUAGAACGGCCAUUGUUGAGGCUGUUGAGGAAUUAGUAUCAAUCAGAAAGAGGUUCUUCAAAGCCAAGAGGACUACUAUGCAGAGGUGAUGUGGUUAUUAGAUGCAUAUGUUUUAUAUGGAUGGUUAUUUCACCGGUUGUUUGUUGCCGUUUGUAAAUAUAAGGUAAACUAUUCAGUGUAUUGGUAAGAGAUGGGGAUGCCACCUUCAUCGACAUUUACAUGUUACUGGCUAUUUUCUAAACCUAAAUAUCCGUUACAGUAAUCAAGAUUCUACUUGUAUGA